AUCACAGAAGUAGGCUAAGGUACCUUCAGUGAGUAUAUCGCUACAUUUGGUCUUUCGUUUAAUUGGAAUUUGUGCGUUACACCAGCUUUUAGCUUCAUACGUUAGCGAAUUAGCAAAGCUAACACAGUAACACAGUAACGUCAUGGAAACAGAUACGACUCUCCUGAACGUCGAACUGGAGGAGAUAAAGCAGGAAGAACUUUAUCAACAACUCUUACUUCAGACUAUGGGAAAAACGCAAAGCGACAGUUCCCCUUGCAAAGUCAUCCGUCCUCAGCCAGGCAUUUGUGUAAAGACCUUCUCUGUGUCAGACAAAAAGAAAGUCUUUCUGAAUAUCUGUCAGUCACAGGCGGUACCACCCCCUCCUCAUCUGUCCCAGGAAGAACUGGUGGAGCUACUGGAGUCAGAAGAUCCCACAAGUUACAGAGUGCCUAUGAGCCUCGGCGAACCCCAUACAGAAAAAGACAACAGUUCGCAAGGCUGCACAGUGUAUGAUGUAGUGAUCAAUGAGGAAUUUUUCCAGAAAUGCCAGAAAGACGAACUGUUCCAGCAGUUUCUGAUUGCAGUUUCCUUGGAGGGACUGGAAAACAAAUACAACCUAGAGUUAAGCAGAGAUGUGAAGAUAUUGAAGAACAGAAAGUUUAUGGGUUCUGUAGUAGAGCAAAACAUUCGCACCAAGAACAAACCAGUUAUCCAGGAAAUUAACUCAAAGGAAUCUCACUCAUUGCCUUCAUCAGCAAAGCGCCCAGAGUUUUGUUUAAUGGCUGAGCCCCCAACUGGUAAUGCAGAACAUCUGAUAGCUGAGGUCCAGCUACCUGGAGUGAUGUCUGCUCGCUCUCUUGUUCUGGACUUGGGAGAAGACAGGUUAUUGCUUAUUGCCCGACCGUCUCUUUAUCACCUGGAUAUUUUCUUUCCCUUGCUUAUUGACCAAGAAAACAGUGUUGCACAGUACAACACAAAUACGCAGGUGCUCACUGUUACCAUGCCAGUAAUGUCUUCAUAAAAACUUUAUUGCAAGACUGUUUAUGCACAAUAAAAUUUUUAUUUUGUACGUAAA
This is a messenger RNA of Misgurnus anguillicaudatus (oriental weatherfish), 1057 nucleotides long. It is a transcript of the gene pih1d1, whose product is annotated as PIH1 domain containing 1. Gene Ontology annotation, cellular component: ribonucleoprotein complex; R2TP complex; cytoplasm. NCBI's taxonomy places the organism in Eukaryota, Metazoa, Chordata, Actinopteri, Cypriniformes, Cobitidae. The record is from RefSeq and is a predicted model, not a curated record. Gene Ontology annotation, biological process: box C/D snoRNP assembly; rRNA processing.